Medicago truncatula (barrel medic) is the source of this 3030-nucleotide messenger RNA. Its product is annotated as probable disease resistance protein At5g63020. The transcript is spliced from 3 exons. NCBI's taxonomy places the organism in Eukaryota, Viridiplantae, Streptophyta, Magnoliopsida, Fabales, Fabaceae. The coding region runs from base 187 to 2877 and encodes 896 amino acids. The record is from RefSeq and is a predicted model, not a curated record. Gene Ontology annotation, molecular function: ADP binding.
AGAAGUGGCAAAACCAAACCCUUUGUGAAGUAGAAGACACACAUGAGCAAUAUUCUUUCUUUCAAAACUUUGGAAAAGAAUCAUUAAGCUAUGUUCUAUGUCGAAUUAAUAAUCACACAAGAUUACUAAAGGCAUAUUAUAAUCAGAGCCUUGAUUAAUAUUUUGAGAAUCAAAGUAUAUAAAACCAUGGAAGCGUUGGGAAUAAUUUGGGAAGUUGCAAAAAGUUUGUUCAGUUGCACAAAUGCACAAGCUGCCUAUGUUUAUAAGCUGCAGGAGAAUCUGGAAUCACUGAAAGAAAAAUGGGAUGAUCUUCAAAACAAGGAAAAGGAUGUGCAGACAGAAAUUGAUAGAGCUGAGAGCACAGGAGUGAAGAAAAGGACUAAUGAAGGAAUUGGUUGGCUUCAGGAAUUUCAAAAGCUUCAAGAGAAAAUGAUGAAGGAUAUUCCAAAUUUUCAAGAAGUUCAAAGUAACCGAUGUCUAAAUGGUUACUGCCCAAAAAACUUUGUGUCAAGCUACAAGUUGGGAAAGAAAAUUGUUGAGAGUCUCAAUGAGGUGAAUGCCAUGCUUUCUAAAGCUGAUAAGACGCAGUUUGCUAUUGAGCAACCACCUAAACUUGUUGCUGAGAUUCCUUGUGGUGAGACUAUAGGCUUGGACUUGAUGGUCGACAAAAUAUGGCAUAGUCUUGAAGAUGAUAAUGUGGGAAUAAUUGGUCUAUAUGGAAUGGGUGGGGCCGGAAAAACUACUCUUAUGAAGAGAAUUCAAAGUGAAUUUGGAAAGAGAGAGCAUUGUUUUGAUCUUGUGUUGUGGGCAGUGGUUUCUAAAGAUUGUGAUAUCAAUAAAAUCAUGACUGACAUCAGCAAUAAAUUAGGGAUUGAUGAGAGUUUUUGGAAAAGAAGUAGUGAAGACCAAAGAGUAGCGAAGAUUCAUGAACGGUUGAAAGGAAAGAAGUUUGUGUUGAUGUUAGAUGAUUUAUGGGGAAAGCUAGAACUACAGGCGAUAGGAGUUCCGGUCCCGAAAGAAAGUAACAACAAAUCAAAAGUUGUGUUCACAACACGGUUUGAGGAUGUGUGUGCUAAAAUGAAAACGGAAACAAAACUGGAAGUGAGAUGUUUAUAUGAUAAAGAAGCAUUUGAAUUGUUUUGUAACAAAGUAGGCGAUGAGACAUUAAAAUGUCACACAGAGAUCCCAAAGCUAGCGCAUGAAAUGGCUAAAGAAUGCGGAGGAUUGCCGCUAGCAUUAAUCACUGUGGGAAGUGCCAUGGCAGGGGUGGAAAGUUAUGAUGCUUGGAUGGAUGCAAGAAAUAAUUUGAGGAGUUCUCCUUCUAAAGCCUCAGAUUUUGUAAAAGUUUUUCGAAUCCUCAAGUUUAGCUAUGACAAACUUCCAGAUAAGGCGCAUAAAAGUUGCUUCUUGUACUGCGCACUAUACCCAGAAGAUUUUGAAUUAGAUGGUGAUGAACUUAUUGAUCGAUGGAUCGGUGAGGGAUUUCUCGAUAAAGAUGGUAAAAGUAUACAUGAUAUGUACAAUCAAGGGAAAUCUAUUAUUGAAAAAUUAAUACUUUCAUGCCUAUUAGAGGAGGGUAUUGGUUCUGAAUUAAACUUUUUGACUGGUUGGUAUAAAAGGAAAAUUAAGAUGCAUGAUGUGAUUAGAGAUAUGGCACUAUGGUUAGCUCGAGAUGAAGAUGAAAACAAAGACAAAAUUGUAGUUCAAGGGGAAGCAAUUUCCAUAUCGGAAAUGGAUUCUAAAAGAUUGAAUGUUGUAGAGAGGAUUUCAAUAAUAACUAGGGAUACCAAGUUGUUGGAAGAAAGCUGGAAGAUACCAACUUGUCCUAAUCUCAUCACCCUUUGUUUAAAUUUAGGAGAGGGUCACCCUUUAUCAUUAAAUUUCCAAUCCAUAAAAAGGCUGAGAGUGUUGGAUUUAUCAAGGAAUCGUUGUAUAAUCAAUCUGUCCUCAGAAAUAGGAGAGUUAAUCAACUCUGAAUUCCUUAACCUCUCAGGAUCAAAAGUACUUGAGUUGCCUAUUGCAUUGAAGAAGUUGAAAAAGUUGAGGGUAUUUCUUAUGGAUGGCAUGACUUGCACCAGCACCAGCAGUAACCCCAUUCCUUUGGAAGUGAUAGAAAGUCUUGAACAAUUAAAGGUGUUUAGAUUUAGUCGAGGUGAUGACAUUGAGAACACUGUACAAGAAGAGAUAUCAUUACUAGAGAAGCUGGAAUCCUUACCAAAAUUGGAGGCACUGAGCAUUGAAUUAACUAGCAUCACUAGUGUGCAGAGAUUACUUCACUCCACCAAAUUACGAGGUUGCACUAGACGCAUUAGUAUUUCUGGUUGGAAAAAGGAGGACAAUAAGUCAGUUGAAAUGUUUUCAUUAUUAACAUCCAUGUCAGAAAUGAAUCAUUUGGAAAGCAUAUAUCUUUCAAGCACAGACAGCCUUGUGGAUGGUUCCUCGAUUACUGACAAAUGCCAUCUUGGCAUGCUUCGCCAAGUGUGCAUAAAUUUUUGUGGUUCAAUAACUCAUUUGACAUGGUUGAGGUAUGCUCCGCUUCUCGAGGUCCUUGUUGUGUCUGUUUGUGAUUCAAUCGAAGAGGUUGUGAAAGAAGCUAAAGAUGACGAGCAAGCUGAUAAUAUAUUCACAAAUCUUAAAAUUCUUGGCCUUUUUUAUAUGCCAAAACUAGUGAGCAUCCACAAGAGAGCUUUGGAUUUUCCUUCCUUAAAACGUUUUGAGGUAGCUAAAUGCCCCAAUCUGAGGAAGCUUCCUUUGAAUUCCAGCUUUGCUUUAAAGAAUAACUUGAUUGCAAUCAAAGGAGAGACGGAGUGGUGGGACAAAUUAGAGUGGGAUGACACAAUUAUUCCAACCUUACUACGUCCUAAACUUCAAUGGUGACUGAAUCUCGUAAAUCUUAUGUGUACCUUUGUUCUCCAUUUUCUUUAUUAAUUUUAAAUUGUUGCUGCUUAAUCUUGUAUAUGCAAUAUUGUUUAUGUACAAUUUCUUUACGCUUCUUUUUUAUAGUAGACGGUCUAUGGUCUAGUUAGUUUA